AUGAAAGGAUUUUUGUCGCUUGUUCUCGUCUCCAUCGCUCUCCUGCAGAUGACAGCAGCAGCACCCGCUGCGUCAGAGCACUCCCAAGGUAUUUCUCUUAUAGCACUGACAUUGUUUUCGCACCCGUCUUACAAGAAUGUCGACGACACAGAUGUCGAGAAGCGCAACGUUUGGUAUGGCCAAUACACUAAGGAUGAUACAGAUGUCGAGAAGCGCGACCGGUGGAUUGGCUCAUUCGUGCUUGUUAAAGACGACGAUGAAGUUAUUGACAACCCCGAAGAAGCACUAGGACGUCUCGGAGACCGCUGGCAGUUGUCUGGGUCGUCCUUCUGA
Messenger RNA from Suillus subalutaceus, 333 nucleotides. RefSeq lists its product as uncharacterized. The transcript is spliced from 5 exons. The coding region runs from base 1 to 333 and encodes 110 amino acids. The record is from RefSeq and is a predicted model, not a curated record. Lineage: Eukaryota; Fungi; Basidiomycota; Agaricomycetes; Boletales; Suillaceae.